AUGGAUUACAAUUAUGUUACAUUUUCCUUGUACAUAUAAAAAUUGUGAUAUGAGUAAAAAGAGGACUGUAAACUGAAAUUAUAUUAAAAUGUUAACUUAAUUAUGGUUAUUAUCACAUUUUAUGCCUUAAAAUGUAAAAAUGUCAUUGUGUAUGUGACACAGUGUUUUAUUUUCACCGUUUUCUCACAGUAGAUAUAUGAAAUAUAAAUCUUAUAAAAAUGACUCAUUUUGAUAAAGAUACGUAUAUUGAAUGUUUACCAGUAACUGUAUACAAUGAGAUAGUUAAUGCAUUGAAUAAAGAUGCAGCUUGGAUAACGUUAGCAAAUCAUGUAGCUGAAGAGCUUCAAUAUCCAUGUACUCUGUGGAUACAAUCUUUAAACGAGAUCAAACAUCCAAAUGAUUCUCCUGGGCAAAAGCUACUUUCUGAAUUAAGUAUUAAAAUGUGUACUAUAGAGAUUUUACAUACUUUAUUAAGCGACUGCAAGCUUUAUAACAUUCUUUCAAUUAUAUCUGACCCAGAACCUUUGAGCAUUAUUAUGCAUCCGACAGAGGAAUUUCAAACUAGCAUUUUGAAAGUAUCAUUUGGACAUCGUCUUCAUCUAUGCUGUAAAGCUGUUGGAAUGCCGUUACCAAAUUACAUAUGGUACCAUAAUGAUAAUGAAUUGCAACACUGUACUUCUGAUGUGCUUGAUUUUAUUAUAAUAAGUGCUUCUCAAGCAGGAGAAUAUAGAUGUAAGGUAUUUCAAAUUAAAAAUGAUGGAACUCUCAUAUCAGCUUUGACUUCAAAGGCUAUAACUGUACAAAUUUUUUCUAUACCUGUUGUGAUAGAAGAACAACCACAGCCGCUUUUAGAAGUUAAAGAAGGUGAAAAUUUUACAAUUCGUUGUAAAGCCAAUAGUUAUUCAAAACCACGUUACCAAUGGUUCCAUGAUAAUACUAAACUAGAAGGAGAAACGUCUAACAUUUUGCAUGUAAAACAAUUUAGUUUGAAGAAUGAAGGAAAAUAUUAUUGUUAUAUUUGUAACGAUAUCAGUGAAAUUUAUACGCAAAGAACUCGUGUAAUGAUGGAUCUUCCAAAAUUUAAAGCAGUAGCAAAAAUAGCUUUGGUCAUUGCAAAUGAAGAGUAUGAGAACCAUGAAUGUCUUUUGACAUCUAAAAAUGAUGCUGCAUGCAUUGGUAAUCUUCUUAAAGAAAUAGGAUUUGAAGUAAUUUGUCUUCUCAAUUUGACAAUUACUCAAAUGAAAAAUGCAAUAAAAAUAUUUAGCAAAGCUUUAGUUGAAGGAGUGUAUGGCUUAUUCUAUUUUGCUGGACAUGGUUUUAAAAUGCAAGAAAGUUAUAUGCUUGCAACAGAUGCUCCAGAAACAUAUUUAAGGAAAGACGCAAUAUGUGAAAGUGAACUAUUGUCUGCAUUCCUUGAGAAUGAUCCUGAACUAUUAAUUGUUAUUUUAGAUAUGUGUCAAACUUUACCUUCAAAAGAAUUUAAUCCUGAGAUAUACCAUGAGGUACCAACAGUGAAUGUGUAUAAAAGCAAGAAGAAUCUUAGAAAUUUAAUUCAAGCAUACUCUACAUCUAGUCAUCGACCGAGUUAUGAGAAAUUAAAUUGUAAAUAUGGUUUAUAUAUGGAACAUCUCAGCGAAUAUAUUAAUAAAGAUAUAACUGUCACAAAAUUAUUUGAAGAAGUAGGAAAAUCAAUUGAUAGCUGUUUUAAAGGGAAAGAACGGAAUCAAAUUCCAAUGUUUGCUGUCUCUGUUACAAAACCAUUUCGUCUUACUGAUGCUACUUAUAAAAACAAACGUCCAGAUAUCAUUAAUUAUUUAAGUGAACUUAUAUCGUAUUCAUCUCAGACAAUAGAUGUACUGUUUAAACAAGCAAGGAUGUGCAGUAGAGUUAAAAUUUCACUAUUUAUGGAACCAUAUUUAAAUAUAGUAAGAAUCAAAGUACUUGACUUACCAAAUGUAGAAAUUAACUUUUUUAAUUCUAUUCCUGCAAAGCGAAAUAAUUUAUUUCAAGAUCAACACGAGAAAGAGUGUUGGAUUCAUAAUCCUCAAAUCAAUGAGAUUUUUGUUACAGGGACCACUGGUGAUUUCUGUGUCAAAAGAUGGUAUCCCUAUUGGUGCUACAGCAUUGCAUAUAAAAGAUUAUAUACCCUCUCUACUGAAACUUGUAAAUAUUUGAGAAAAGAAACACAGAGAGAAAUACAAUACAAGUAAUUAAACAUAAUAUAGAGAAUAUAUUUGAAAAAACUUUAUAAAUUCUGUUUAAAAUAAUUUACAUAUUUAUAGAACUAUUAAACAAAAUUCUCUUCUCUCAAUAUACAUGCACACUGUGACUUACAAAAAAAAAAGAAAAUAAA
Messenger RNA from Bombus pyrosoma, 2353 nucleotides. RefSeq names its product mucosa-associated lymphoid tissue lymphoma translocation protein 1-like. The record is from RefSeq and is a predicted model, not a curated record. Gene Ontology annotation, biological process: proteolysis. NCBI's taxonomy places the organism in Eukaryota, Metazoa, Arthropoda, Insecta, Hymenoptera, Apidae. The coding region runs from base 219 to 2210 and encodes 663 amino acids. The transcript has 11 exons. Gene Ontology annotation, molecular function: cysteine-type endopeptidase activity.